Culex pipiens pallens (northern house mosquito) is the source of this 1393-nucleotide messenger RNA. RefSeq lists its product as uncharacterized. Gene Ontology annotation, molecular function: sequence-specific DNA binding. The transcript has 4 exons. Lineage: Eukaryota; Metazoa; Arthropoda; Insecta; Diptera; Culicidae. The coding region runs from base 209 to 1393 and encodes 394 amino acids. The record is from RefSeq and is a predicted model, not a curated record.
CGGACAUGACACCAGCAUUUUGAUUCUGAAGCUGGUCUUCUUUUUCCUCUUCUUAUUAUUUUUCCUCGGCUUGCCUUCAGAACGCGAGCGCAAAUGUCAAAAUAAAAUUUGACAGUUAGCUCCACUUGACAGUUUGCUUUCUGAGUUUCGUCGUCGAUUUGCGUGUUGCGUUGCGUGUUCGUCCGUGGUCGUAGCAAAUUCAAAUAAAAUGGGACGGAAGUGCGAGGUUUCGACGUGUUCCAACAAUGAAGCGAAACGGAAUGGAGCUUCAUUCAUAAAAUUUCCACUGGAUCCUGCCAUUUCUCAGCAGUGGGUGGAGUUUUGCGACUCAGAAGAGCUUACACACGCCUACAGAGCGCAGGGAGGUCGUGCCUUGAUCAACCGCAAAAUCUGCUCGGUUCAUUUUGCGGAAGAAGAUUUCCGGAAUCGGGGUCGACCAGACCGAGGGCUUCGAUUCGGGACCGUUCCGCGAAUUGUUGGCUGUUCAUUUCUUCCCUCCCAUGUGGCUAAGGCUGAAACAAGCCGUUUUGUGGGAGAGGAUUUACGGCAUCAUGGACCGGGCCAAGGACUUCAGUUUGGAACCGUUCCGCGGAUGUUGGUGGACGAUGAAAUAAGCCAUUUUGCGCAAGAGGAUAUCCGGCUUCAUGGACCGGACCAAGGUCUUCAGUUUGGAACCGUACCGCGCAUGUUGGUGGACGAUAAUACAGGAACUAACCUAGACCUGCUUCCUACGUUCGUUGAUGAGGAGUGGCUGGAAUCCGAUGACGAGAUGAACGAUGACCCCACCAGCCAAGUUGCCCUUGGACAUGCGAGCGAGUUGAACGAUGACCUUGGUGGCCCAUGUGACCAGGAGGACAAAGAAAAGUGGACCGGCAACUCUAACAAUACGAUCACUCCAGAUGGCGAGGACGUGUUUAACGGCAACCCGCUUGGUUCAGCAGAACCGUCUGUUUUCAUCCACGUUUGGUUGAACUCCGAGGAGCAGUUGGAACCUGGCAGCUCGUACAUAACCACUCUCGAUGAAAAUAUAGCUGAAUAUGAUCAACCCCCUACGCCUAUUUCAAUCAACGGAUGGCUGGAAGCCAAAACUGAUACGUGCGCCCCGGAAGCCAUUGGUGCAUUGAAAAGUGAACCCUCGAUCGUGCUAGAAGGCGCGGAUGGGACAAGCGAAUAUCCAGAGUACUCGUACGCCCUGGACGCCAAGUGGGGAUCGAGCAAAGAACUCAUUCCUGAGGCCGAAGGCGGGCUGAACUCCGGCGGCGUGUCAACCGCUCAUCGCGCGGGUAUGCGGACGUUCGGGUCAAGUGAAGGACUCAGCAGUACCAGCAUCCCUGAGGCCGAAGGCGGGCUGAACUCCAGCUGCUUGUUUACGGGUCAAACGAAGAAGUGUUGA